Messenger RNA from Penicillium pulvis, 687 nucleotides. RefSeq lists its product as uncharacterized. The transcript has a single exon. Lineage: Eukaryota; Fungi; Ascomycota; Eurotiomycetes; Eurotiales; Aspergillaceae. The coding region runs from base 1 to 687 and encodes 228 amino acids. The record is from RefSeq and is a predicted model, not a curated record.
AUGACUCACCAGUGCUAUAACGGUAAGUGGGAAUCGGACGGGAGUGAUCUACAGAGACAGAUGGAGAAUGCUCAGGAGCCAGGAUGCAAGAUCCCUAGAUGUACGUUUACCCUAGAUGAUAUGGACGACAGGGUAUGGAUAAUCAACUACACCGACGAAUGUCUGCCUUGGGAAUUUUAUGAGUGGAUUGAAGGACUUUCACUACCCCAGGAUACUCAAGACGACACGAUUUCCCCUUACAAGUAUGUUUGCCUUGUCAAGCGUGAACUUCCACCGAUGUCCUGGGUCGGCCGAGUUGGGGAAGGUGUUAUCUUCCUUGAUGUUAUUGCUCGAUCGGAAGGCAACGAAUACUACAUCAGCGACCUGACCAAGAUGGCAUAUGAAUCGUUCUUUGCCCUUGACACCCUAAAGUAUGUGUUUGUGAAUAAUAUCGUUAACGCGUACACCACAGAUCUUCUUUCCGACAUCUACUGUGCUAAGGGAAUUGACUAUCGGUCGCCUGAUGAGUAUACGUGGGAGUCUUCUUCUGCAGAGUUCAAAGCUUUGAUUGGCUGUGGGAUCGGUAAGUGCGUUGCCUCGUUCAUUUUGGCUGCUUAUGGUCAAGGUGUUAAGCGUAUUGCACGAAUUACCACCUGGAGGACUGGACAUGAGUUGGAGAUGCUGUUUUAUAUUGAGAAUGUUGCCUAA